UACAAAACAUGUCUCGCAAGGCGUUUGCCGCUGUGGGUAGCUUAGGCCACACACGAAUGCCUCCGCGGUUUGACGCCGUUUGCUCGCGCAUUGCCAUCGCUACUUGCAGUGCAAUCCUCUGCGCUGACUGUAUCUUCCAUGCGACCUGUGACUUGCUCCGCAUCAACUUUUCCACCUCUGUAUGCUCAUAUCAUGUUCUUUGCAGGCCAUUGAUCGACUCGCUAACACAUGGCCUACUUAAGUUUGUCUGACAGGCUCUUGGUCGCCCGUCAAGCAUCGUUCGAACCUCGCGGUGUGUUAUCACGGGACUAGGUUAUCCUCGUGCAUAGAUGUUGGCUGUGUUCCAAGGCUUAAACAUUGCAGUCAGGU
Messenger RNA from Phanerochaete carnosa HHB-10118-sp, 369 nucleotides. RefSeq lists its product as uncharacterized. The record is from RefSeq and is a predicted model, not a curated record. The coding region runs from base 9 to 251 and encodes 80 amino acids. Lineage: Eukaryota; Fungi; Basidiomycota; Agaricomycetes; Polyporales; Phanerochaetaceae. The transcript has a single exon.